Molecule: messenger RNA, 1869 nt
Organism: Hevea brasiliensis (rubber tree)
Lineage: Eukaryota; Viridiplantae; Streptophyta; Magnoliopsida; Malpighiales; Euphorbiaceae
Product: probable receptor-like protein kinase At5g24010
Exons: 1
Coding region: 147-1601 (484 amino acids)
Molecular function (GO): protein kinase activity
Source: RefSeq, a predicted model, not a curated record
ACAGAUUGUCCGAACGCGCAGACUCCGAAACGCAGGUCUUCUCGCUGACUCGGCUUCUGUUACGCACAAAGCACAAAACCAAAGAACCCUUUACCCGCUUCUUUUAACUCUUCAUUCUCCAAUUCAAUUACCUCAAUUCCUCUUUCAUGGAGAUUCCACGCACAAACCUUACUCUCUCCUUCAUUUUCCUCUGUCUCACUCUAGUCUCUGCCCUCUCCCUGUCCUCCUUCUCCCCUACCGAUAAUCAUCUUAUCAACUGCGGCUCCUCUGUUGACGCUGCUGUUUACAGUCGCCACUUCGUUUCUGAUGACGACUCCUCUAAUCCCAACUCGCCGCUCCUCUCUGCCACCCGGACGAUUCCACUUGCCAACCAAAAACCGGCCCCCAGUUCACACCAAAUCUACAACACGGCUAGGAUUUUCAAGAAACCUUCCAAGUAUGCUUUCGAGAUCAAGGAUCCAGGAACCCACAUGGUACGCCUUCAUUUUUACCCUUUCGUCUCUUCGAAUUUGGACUUAAACUACGCUCAAUUUCACGUUCUGGUUAAUGGGUAUGUCGUUUUGAGCAAUUUUACUGUGGCGAAUGUAGCGACCCCUCUGGUUAAGGAGUAUUUUAUUUGGGUUGAGUCAAAUAAACUUGUUAUUACUUUUUUGCCAACAAGAAGGAAUGAAUUUGGGUUUGUUAAUGCAAUUGAAGUGAUGUCUGCACCUAAAGAUUUGAUUGCUGAUAUGGCAAUUCUUGUGAAUGGCAAUAAAACUGAGAAAUUUGAUGGUUUAACCAAGCAGGCUCUUGAAACAUUGUAUAGGGUGAAUGUCGGGGGUCCAAAAGUGACGCCAUUUAAUGAUACAGUGUGGAGAACUUGGGUUCCCGAUGAUGGGUUCUUUGAAUCAAGUGAAUUGUCGAGCAGGAUCUAUUUCAGUGGUCGAAUUAAGUAUCAAAAUGGAGGUGCUAGUCGUGAAGUUGGUCCUGAUUUUGUAUACAAUACUGCUAGAGUAAUUUCUAGCACAAAUGCUUCGAUCCCCGAUGCAAACAUGACAUGGGAGUUUCCAGUGAUGGAGGGUUAUCAAUACCUUGUUAGAUUGCAUUUCUGUGAUAUUGCUAGCAUGUCGCUUGGUUUGCUGUAUUUUAAUGUGUAUAUCAAUGGGCAUUUGGCAUAUGAAAAUCUGGAUCUUUCCUCUAUUACAUAUAUGCUGGCUUCCCCAUUUUAUGCAGAUUUUGUUGUUGAUAGUGAUGGCUAUGGGUUUUUAAGAGUGAGUGUUGGACCUUCAAACAUGAGCAUGGUACACACAGUUGAUGGUAUCCUGAAUGGAGUGGAGAUCAUGAAGAUGAGUAAUUCAGUGGGUAGUCUUGAUGGGAAAAUGUGUGCAGGGAUGGUAUUGAGAAGUUGGCCAAGAGGGAAUUUUGGUAUUUUGUUUCCUCUAGUUGCUGUUGUGUGUCUGUUGUUGAGCUUAUCCGUGCUUAUGCAUAAGAGGACAGUUGGUACAAGGGAUUCUGUUGCCUGGUCUAAAUUGCCAACUGAUGUCCCAGAAGAUAAUGUAAAGCCUAGCAAUGAAUAUUUAUCUGGCAAAGUUGAUGUUUCUUCAAGAUCAACAGAUUUUUGAAUGAUGCAAAUGGUCAUGCAAUAGUAGGAUGAUGGUGUUCUUAGUUUCUUACUUUGUGCUAUUAAAGGUCAUGGAUGGUUCUAUAACUUCUAAUGUAAAGUCUCUAAUUCUAAAGAGAGCUUAUUGUACUUGGAGUUCGUUGAAGAGGGAAUUUGCGAGUUGUAUUUACAGCAUAUAGUGUAUUGGCAAAUAACCUUGGCGUCUCAUCGUUGUUGUCUUCCUCUGAUAAUGGAUUGCCCGUUACUAUAAAGAGGUUCUUUUCUUACCA